AUGGAGCAACUCUGGAUGUUUUCAAUGUUUCUGCUUCUGCUGCUGAGUCUUUCAGGAGUGUACUUUGUAAAACAACUCCGGUUACUCAGAAGAUGCCCACCGGGGCCUUUGCCACUUCCUGUAAUUGGAAUCGGCUGGUUGACUGGUUUUAGGCUUACUCCGGAUCUACUGGUUCAGCUUGCGAAACGUUACGGAAACAUUUACACGCUACUGGCAUGGAAUUUACCUGUAAUAGUGCUAUCAGGAUACAAAGUUGUAAAACACGGGUUGAUCGACCAUGCUGACUACUUCUCUGAGCGAGUAGAGACCCCAUUUUUAAGAGAUCUGUCCAAAGGGAAAGGCAUUAUUCUUUCCAACGGACACACUUGGAAGCAGCAGAGGCGAUUUGGCUUAGUUGCUAUGCGGAAACUUGGAGUGGGGAAGACAAGCAUAGAGAUUGAAAUCCAAGAAGAAGCCGCUCAGCUAGUGGAGACCUUCACUCAUGCCAACGGUCAGCCCUUAGAUCCUUUGCUGCCGGUCACCAACGCUUUCUUCAAUUUGAUAGCCAUCUUGGUGUUUGGCUACCGAUUCUCUCUUGAAGAGGAAAACUUUCAGAAACUAACCGACGGCAUAAAUUAUGGCACAAGGUUUAUGGGCAGCUUCUCCCAUGUGCUGUACGAAGUAUUUCCCUGGCUGAUGAGUCGCAUUCCUGGGCCACAUCAAAAGACGCUGUCCCAUUUUAAGUUUAUCUAUGAUCUGGUGAAGGAGGAAAUUGAGAAGCACAAGGAAAACCAGUCCUUGCACGAACCCCGAGAUUUUAUUGAUUACUAUCUACUUCAGUUGAAAAGAAGCAAGAAUGAACCCAGCAAUACCUACGAUGAAGAUAAUCUGGCUGCGUGCAUUGUUGAUUUUUUUAUAGCCGGGACAGAGACAAGUGCCACUACUUUGCAGUGGGCCCUGCUUUACAUCACCAAUCAUCCAGAUGUCCAAGAUGAAGUAUACAAGGAGAUACAAACUAAUUGUUCCUCCGGCUUAAUUUGCUACCAGGAUCGAAAGAAACUGCCCUAUACCAAUGCUGUGAUUCAUGAGAUCUUGCGGAUAAAUUAUAUCUUAAGUUUUGGUAUUGCCAGAAGAUGCAACAAGGAUAUGAACAUGCUUGGUUUUUACAUUCCAAAGGGAUCUAUAAUUGUACCCGAUCUCCGUUCAGUUCUUCUGGAUACCACGCAGUGGGAGACCCCUGAAAAAUUCAACCCCAAUCAUUUUUUGGACAAAGAUGGAAAAUUUAUGGCGAGGGAAGAAUUUAUUCCUUUUGGAGCAGGGGCGCGCAUCUGUUUGGGAGAGCAGAUAGCGAGAAUGGAGAUUUUCCUUGUCUUUACCAACCUGCUGAGGAACUUCCGUUUCCAGCUGCCUAGAGGAGUUAAACAAUUAAGUGAAGAACCUAUGAAUGGACUUACAGUGCAUCCCCAUUCUUAUAAAAUCUGUGCUAUUCCCCGCCACAAUGCAUUGUAA
Messenger RNA from Thamnophis elegans (Western terrestrial garter snake), 1488 nucleotides. Its product is annotated as cytochrome P450 2J2-like. Gene Ontology annotation, biological process: xenobiotic metabolic process; arachidonate metabolic process. The transcript is spliced from 9 exons. Gene Ontology annotation, molecular function: heme binding; oxidoreductase activity, acting on paired donors, with incorporation or reduction of molecular oxygen, reduced flavin or flavoprotein as one donor, and incorporation of one atom of oxygen; iron ion binding. Gene Ontology annotation, cellular component: cytoplasm; intracellular membrane-bounded organelle. Bases 1 to 1488 code for a protein of 495 amino acids. The record is from RefSeq and is a predicted model, not a curated record. Lineage: Eukaryota; Metazoa; Chordata; Lepidosauria; Squamata; Natricidae.